AUGUCGGCCGAAGAAGUAUCACAAAGGUAUACAAAGCUACAGGGGGAGUUAGAAGAGUUGAUUGUGGCGAGACAGAAGUUAGAGACACAAUUGCAAGAGAACAAGAUCGUUAAUGAAGAAUUUGCGAAUCUCAAAGAAGAUACCACUGUUUACAAGCUAACUGGCGGUGUGCUACUUCCUGUUGAGCAGUUUGAGGCCAAGGGGAAUGUGGAAAAGAGACUUGAGUUUAUAGAGACGGAGAUCAAGAGAUGCGAGGGGAACAUCAAAACGAAGCAACAAGAGCUUGAGACCGUCAAAAACCAACUAAUCAGCAUGCGUACCCAACAACAACAGCAGUAG
Messenger RNA from Kluyveromyces marxianus DMKU3-1042, 339 nucleotides. RefSeq names its product tubulin-binding prefolding complex subunit YKE2 (gene YKE2). Gene Ontology annotation, cellular component: prefoldin complex; cytoplasm. The record is from RefSeq and is a predicted model, not a curated record. Gene Ontology annotation, biological process: chaperone-mediated protein complex assembly; protein folding. Gene Ontology annotation, molecular function: protein-folding chaperone binding. Bases 1 to 339 code for a protein of 112 amino acids. Lineage: Eukaryota; Fungi; Ascomycota; Saccharomycetes; Saccharomycetales; Saccharomycetaceae. The transcript has a single exon.